This is a messenger RNA of Carlito syrichta (Philippine tarsier), 2014 nucleotides long. RefSeq names its product HIC ZBTB transcriptional repressor 2 (gene HIC2). The coding region runs from base 101 to 1945 and encodes 614 amino acids. NCBI's taxonomy places the organism in Eukaryota, Metazoa, Chordata, Mammalia, Primates, Tarsiidae. Gene Ontology annotation, cellular component: nucleus. The record is from RefSeq and is a predicted model, not a curated record. Gene Ontology annotation, biological process: regulation of transcription by RNA polymerase II. Gene Ontology annotation, molecular function: RNA polymerase II cis-regulatory region sequence-specific DNA binding; protein binding; DNA-binding transcription factor activity, RNA polymerase II-specific. The transcript is spliced from 2 exons.
UGGGUGACCGUGUCUAUCUUCUCUACAGGUAACCAGGCAUUGAUGCACCCCCAGGAAGGCCACGUGCUCAAGGAGGCCACCCGCGCUGGCUGCUGCUCACAUGGUGUCUGGGCCCCUGGCACUCCGGUGGUGUGCGUGGGCAGGGCGCGGGGACAUGGGGCCCGAUAUGGAGCUGCCCAGCCACUCAAAGCAGCUCCUGCUGCAGCUGAACCAGCAGAGGACCAAGGGCUUCCUGUGUGAUGUCAUCAUCAUGGUGGAGAACUCCAUUUUCCGGGCACACAAGAAUGUUCUGGCCGCCAGCAGCAUCUAUUUCAAGUCUCUGGUCCUGCAUGACAACCUCAUCAACCUGGACACAGACAUGGUCAGUUCUACGGUGUUCCAGCAGAUCCUGGACUUCAUCUACACGGGCAAGCUGCUGCCCAGCGACCAACCAGCUGAGCCCAACUUCAGCACCCUCCUCACUGCCGCCAGCUACCUCCAGCUGCCUGAGUUGGCUGCCCUCUGCCGCCGCAAACUUAAGCGAGCCGGUAAGCCCUUCAGUUCUGGGCGAGCAGGGACUGCUGGCAUGGGGCGGCCUCCCCGUAGCCAGCGACUGACCACGGCCUCUGUCAUCCAGGCUCGUUAUCCAGGGCUUGUGGACGGGCGCAAGGGGGCCCACACCCCCCAGGAGCUCCCCCAGGCCAAAGGCUCAGACGAUGAGCUCUUCCUUGGUGGCUCCAACCAGGAGAGCCUGCAUGGCCUGGGCCGAGGCAUCUGCCCAGCUAGUGGGGAAGUGGGCUUGGGGGGCUGCAGCAGCACCAAUGGGAGCAGUGGGGGCUGCGAGCAGGAGCUGGGCCUGGACCUGUCCAAGAAAAGUCCACCCCUGCCCCCUGCCACCCCUGGCCCCCACCUCACUCCCGAUGACCCGGCCCAACUGAGUGACAGCCAGCAUGACUCGCCCCCUGCGGCCUCUGCUCCUCCUGUUGCCAACAGUGCCUCUUACACGGAGCUGGGGGGCACCCCCGGUGAGCCCAUGGAUCUGGAGGGGGCAGAGGACAACCACCUGAGCCUGCUGGAGGGGCCUGGUGGGCAGCCUCGGAAGAGCCUCCGGCACUCGGCCCGCAAGAAGGAAUGGAGCAAGAAGGAGCCCGUGGCCAGCUCCCCCUUUGAGCGGAGAGAAACAGGGCCCAAGGGUCCCUGCCCGGGGGAGGAGGGUGAGGGGCUUGGAGACAGGGUUCCCAAUGGCAUCCUGGCUGGUGGCAGUGGCCCCAGUGGGCCCUAUGGGGAGCCCCCUUACCCCUGCAAGGAGGAGGAGGAGAAUGGCAAGGAUGGGAGUGAAGACAGUGGGCAGAGCGGGAGUGAAGGGGGCAGCGGCCACACGGGUGCCCACUACAUGUACCGGCAAGAGGGCUACGAGACAGUGUCAUAUGGGGACAACCUGUAUGUGUGCAUUCCCUGCGCCAAGGGCUUCCCCAGUUCCGAGCAGCUCAAUGCGCAUGUGGAGACGCACACGGAGGAGGAGCUGUUCAUCAAGGAGGAGGGAGCCUAUGAGACAGGCAGCGGGGGCGCUGAGGAGGAGGCUGAGGACCUGUCAGCACCCAGCACAGCCUAUGCCGCGGAGCCUCGGCCCUUCAAGUGCUCUGUCUGCGAGAAGACCUACAAGGACCCCGCCACACUGCGGCAGCAUGAGAAAACACACUGGCUGACGCGGCCCUUCCCCUGCAACAUCUGUGGCAAGAUGUUCACGCAGCGCGGCACCAUGACACGUCAUAUGCGGAGCCACCUGGGCCUGAAGCCUUUUGCCUGCGAUGAGUGCGGCAUGCGCUUCACCCGCCAGUAUCGCCUUACUGAGCACAUGCGUGUGCACUCAGGCGAGAAGCCCUACGAGUGCCAGCUGUGCGGGGGCAAGUUCACCCAGCAGCGCAACCUCAUUAGCCACCUGCGCAUGCACACCUCCCCCUCCUAGAAGCCAAAGACCCGAGGGCACCCUCUGCAGACUUGCCCCUCCCCCCCAGCCAUGGAAGGAGAAGCAAGG